CCACCUACACCACAGAAGGUUUCUUUGAAGAUGUUCCCCACGCGAGCCCUCCUCGGCCGCUCCGUCUGGAAAGGCCCGAACAUUGUCCCUCUCCCCCUCCCGCGCAAACUGCCCGCUCCCCCCGGAACACCGCCGAUCCGCACGCAGAAGCGCGCCGCGACCAUCCUGCCGAACUUCGUGGGGCUGAAGUUCUCGAUCCACAACGGCAAGACCUACCACGACGUGCUGAUUACGGAGGAGAUGGUGGGCCGGAAGUUGGGGGAGUUUGUGCCGACUCGCAAGCGUUUCACCUACAAGAUGUCGAAGAACAAAUAGAUCUUGUCUCUUUCCGGGGGCAUGGGGGCAUGGGGCAUGUCUGGGGUUGUCUGUCGAUACCUUUAUUCUUCUUAUGGUUGGGCUUUUUGCGAACUUGCGCAGCUGGAAUCUCUCGUCUUUCGCGAGUGGGAGAUAGGCUCUGUGCAAGUUGAAACUGAAGUUGCAUUCUACUUUGUGUUUGGCGUUUUUUUUCUCUCUUAGUUUGUGCUUGAUAUGCUGGAGGGUCUCGGUAAAAGAGAUAGAGAUGAAAGAGGGAUGGCUCUGUAUAUUAUGUAUUAUUUAUCUAUCCAUGACUCAUGAGGAUUCAAGGUCCC
Aspergillus aculeatus ATCC 16872 is the source of this 629-nucleotide messenger RNA. Its product is annotated as mitochondrial 37S ribosomal protein uS19m. Lineage: Eukaryota; Fungi; Ascomycota; Eurotiomycetes; Eurotiales; Aspergillaceae. The transcript is spliced from 4 exons. Bases 31 to 315 code for a protein of 94 amino acids. Gene Ontology annotation, molecular function: RNA binding; structural constituent of ribosome. The record is from RefSeq and is a predicted model, not a curated record. Gene Ontology annotation, biological process: ribosomal small subunit assembly; translation. Gene Ontology annotation, cellular component: cytosolic small ribosomal subunit; ribosome.